Messenger RNA from Durio zibethinus, 3230 nucleotides. RefSeq lists its product as uncharacterized. Gene Ontology annotation, cellular component: nucleus. The record is from RefSeq and is a predicted model, not a curated record. Gene Ontology annotation, biological process: regulation of DNA-templated transcription. Lineage: Eukaryota; Viridiplantae; Streptophyta; Magnoliopsida; Malvales; Malvaceae.
CCACCAUUUACAGAUGGCGAGCUUAAAAGGGUUAGUUGUUCUGCUAAUAAUGAUAACCAAGACUUUAGGUUUUUUUUUUUUUUAUUCUUCCAAUAUUCAUUGAACGUUUCCAUUGCCUACUUUGAAAAGAAGAAAAAUACAUAUACUAACUUGAAAAUAACUUCAUUGUCCAAAAUGCUAAACCCAUCAAAACAAAGGUAGGCUUCUCCACCCAUCCACGAAACGCGGAUUUCAGAAAGCAUGCUUGAAAGAGUUUUAAUGGAGUCAACAAUUUAAUAAUGACUGCUAUCAAGGCAUUGUAAAGUAUGAUUAAUACUUUGAGUUCUCUUUUAAAUCAGGAUUCUAGUUUCUCAGUUCAAUAAUGUUUGAAAUAUUUUCUUGCUUUGGAUAUAUGGGUGGAGUUGACUGGGUUUACUUAACUAGUGGACAAAUUGUAGUGAAAGGUGGACAAGAGAUGUGGAUGCAGCACAUGAUAUUUUUUUCUUUCCUCUUUUGAAUGAAUCCUAUUCCUAUGAUGUGGAAAGCAUUUAAUUAUAUUACACUUUACUCUUGCUCAGUUGCAAUUGCUAAUAAUUAUGGACAGGGCUUUUCCCUGAUCUUAACAAGGUUUAUUGCCUCUUUUAUACCCAGAAAAGAGAAGUAUAUAUGUACUUGUAUACAAAAAAAGAUUGUGUCAGAAAUCAGCUUUAUACAGCAGAGGAAAAUAUGUUAGAGGGUGUUUAUGUAUUUAAUCAAAUGUAUAAUUGUACGUAUAUCAAGUUAUAUUGACAAAGAAAGUGAACAACAAUGCUGUCUUUUUAUCAAGUGCCACGUCCAUGUGCCUAAGCGUAGGAUAAGCAUCAUACGAGUCCAGGCUAGCAUUUGCUUCUUGACAAAAGAAUAAGAACAAUGUUGUCUUGUCUAGGCUAUGCAUCAAAGUAAUAUGACCACCAAUUCCAUUAUGUUCAAGCUGUUGCGUGUCUCAUGUUCUAUUUUCCAUUUCUAGUGUUGUGGAGGAAAGAAAUCUCUCUGCAAUUUCCUUUUGCCUGUCUAUACUCGCUCCAAAGAGGAAACUAUAAGAGAAAACUUGAAAUAAGUAAAAGAGCCACCUAGCUAUAUUUCCUCCACAAGCUUGCCAUAUAUCACCAAGUUUUAUUCACAGAGUGGUGUGGUUUAGUUCUGGUUGCUAGAUGUGUCUGGUUGUCCUUUUCCUUGGAAAGCAGCAAACUUCAUACAUAGGCUGGAACUAUUUAGAUUUUUUAGAUUGUUUUUAGCCUUUAGGUAUGCACAAGUAGGCCUAUCUAAAAAUAUCUUAUUGGCUUCUGCUUUUAUUAAUCCUACUUCUUUUCAAUUAUUUUGCUUUCCUGCAGUUCUCUUAUCUACAUCAUUCCAAUUAGUUUCUUGAUUGAAGUUCUGUUACCUUCCUACCAGGAAUUAGUAAUUUUCCCUGGCUUUGACUCCAUUGAACUAUGCUUAUUUUCCAAUAACCAAAAUAUAGUUUCUUUGUGCAACCAGGUAGGAUCUCUUUCAUUUUGCCCUUCUAACAGUGGUUAAAUAAGAUGGAGGAAUAUCCUCAGUUGCUGAAUCUAAAUCCCAUGAACAAUGAAUGGCUUGAAAACAAUAAAGCCUCAGAAGACAGAAAGUUGGAGUUGAGGCUUGGCCCUCCAGGAGAAUUCCUUGGCUACAACAACAAUUCGAUUGAUGGAACAAAGAGAGCUUUCCAACACACAGCUGAAACAAGCAUAGGAGUGAAAGACUGGUCGAGAGAUACUAGAGAAAACCAAUGCCAAAAGAUUUCGUGUAUUAAGAAAACAGGUGAUACCGUGAAUUGUACUCCAAUUCCAUGGCCAUCUGGCUCUACACAAUAUUCUGCUUUUCAGAAAGACACCAAGAAGGAGCCACAACAUUCAAGGGCUUCAUUUUUCCAAAACUUACCAAUCUCCAAGAAGCUUGCUGGCAUGGCCAAGGACUUUUCACAGUCACAGCCAUGUAGCUAUAGGAUGUCAGAGGUUCAGUUUGCUGAUAGGAAAGCAUGUUCUAGUCUUGCUAGUGCUGAUGCAGAUACCACCACAAACAAUACCUCAAAUACAAGAAUUGCAUAUUCCCCAGUUGUUGGGUGGCCUCCAAUUCGGUCAUUCAGGAAAAAUCUUGCAAGCAGCAGCUCGUCCAAACCAGCUUCUGAAUCACCAAAUGAAAAGGAGGAGGACACUGGAGGAAAACCAGAAAAUUCCAAACCUCAGUUGUUUGUAAAGAUCAACAUGGAAGGAAUCCCCAUCGGAAGGAAAGUGAAUCUCGGCGCCUAUAACAGCUAUGAGGAACUCUCACUUGCUAUAGAUGAGCUGUUCAGUGGUCUACUUGCAGCUCAAAGAGAUUCUUCUGCCACCCAAAAUGAAAACAAGAGUGAGGAAUUAGAAAAAGCAGAUGCAGGUUCAUUAGCUGGAUGUGGGGAAUAUACUCUAAUUUAUGAAGAUGAUGAAGGAGACAGGGUGCUUGUUGGGGAUGUCCCAUGGCACAUGUUUGUUUCUACUGCAAAGAGGCUGCAUGUAUUGAAGAGUUCUGAACUUUCAACUCUACGAAUUGGUAGCAAUGAGAAAGAAAAGACACCACUUGAUCCUGCAGUUCAUAUCUGAGGUUGACUUUUAGAAGUGGGGAAAUUUCUUACCUUUCAAGUGGAGAAGUUCUGGUGGCAUGAAGUUCAAAUUUGGGGGUUCAAAAUUUCAAAUCUAUCAUUUGCAAUCCUUUCAUGAAAGUUGACAUAUCAUUCAAAUCUAUCAUUUGCAAUCCUUUCAUGAAAGUUGACAUAUCAUUCAGAUGGUUCGUUAUCUAUGAUGAUCAUAGAAUAAGUUUGUGAAUAUUUGAUGGAUUGCCUGAGAUGUACUUGUAUUAUUUUUUCCAUUUUCUUUUUUUUUUGCACUUUUAGGGGUCAACUAGGUGUUUGAAAAUGGAAGCUUGAUGGGACUUGAUGAUCUCUUUGAAAUGCUUGUAAUUGACUUGGAUUUUGCUCUAAUGAUGCUUUAGAGUGUUUUUCCCUUUCUGAAAUGAAAAGACUCACUGUUCUCUAAUGUAAUUGACUUGGAUUUUGCUCUAAUGAUGCUUGUAAUUGACUUGAUGAUUGAGAAAGAUACUAAUUUCAUAGUAUCCAAAGUCCACCCCCAAGAAAAGGGCGGGGAAAAGUCCACAUUCUUUUGAUUUCUUUUAAACAUUGUCGCUGUUGUUGUUGAUAAAACCACUUCCAAGAUUCAAGAGUAAAA